Messenger RNA from Dipodomys spectabilis (banner-tailed kangaroo rat), 1273 nucleotides. RefSeq names its product ras-related protein Rab-31-like. The record is from RefSeq and is a predicted model, not a curated record. Bases 16 to 609 code for a protein of 197 amino acids. The transcript has a single exon. Gene Ontology annotation, molecular function: GTP binding; GTPase activity. Lineage: Eukaryota; Metazoa; Chordata; Mammalia; Rodentia; Heteromyidae.
GGCCCGCCCCGGCACAUGUUGACAAUCCGAGAGUUCAAAGUGUGUCUUCUCGGGGACACGGGGGUCGGGAAGUCAAGCAUCGCGCGUCGAUUUACCGAGGAUAACUUUGAGCCCAACGUCCAUCCCACCAUCGGGGCGUCUUUUAUGACCAAAACCGUGCCUUAUGGAAACGAGCUUCACAAGUUCCUCAUCUGGGACACGGCGGGUCAGGAGCGGUUUCAUUCACUGGCUCCCUUGUAUUAUCGAGGAUCCUCCGCGGCUGUCCUAGUGUAUGAUAUUACCAAACUGGAUUCAUUUCAUACCUUGAAGAAAUGGGUUAAAGAACUGAAAGAACAUGGCCCAGAAAACAUUGUAAUGGCUAUUGCUGGAAACAAAUGUGACCUCUCGGAUAUUAGGCAGGUGCCUCUGAAGGAGUCUGAAGAAUAUGCGGAAUCCAUUGGUGCCAUAAUGGUUGAAACGAGUGCUAAGGAUGCUGUUAAUAUCAAAGAGCUCUUUCAAGGAAUCAGCCGCAAGAUCCCACCCUUAAAAGCCGAAGAAAACGGAAGGGAUGAAGUGAUCAGGCUUGGGAGCCCGAAUGCAUCAAUAGGCCAGAAGCGGCGGUGCUGUUGACUGGGGGGCCAUAGCACAGGGAACUAUUAAGAAGCCAGAGCCUUAGCCCCUACAGGGACCUGCCAUCGGAGGCCGGCAUCUACCACACUCUUGGAAGACCUGCAGGGAGCAGAGCAGGAAAUACCAAUUGAAAAAUACUUUAGAAAUCUCUGGAAAAAAACACCAUAUCACCAAAAUAUGGCCUUUUUGUCCAUGAAAUUACCUAGUCAGUAAUAGGUAUAGUUGCCCUUUUUGCUGAAAACAUUAGAAAACUUUUAGAUUAGAACACAAGUCUUAAAACACUGUUUACGCUGACUUCUGGUGUCACCUAGCCAGAUUUUAAUAACAUCUCCACAACCCAUUGCCUUAAUUACCCGACCAGUUUUUGCCAAACAGUAUUGAAGCUAGCUUUGGAAGUAAGCUUGUAUUACAUUUCUAGUGAAAAUCGGAGAAGUAUAACUGGACCAUCACUCAAGUUGAGUCUUGGCUUCUCUAAGAGAGAAGAAAGAUGCAUUUGAAAACAUCAUCGUCAUCUUUUACUUGAUGAACAUUUUGCUAAACAGACCACACUAGAGUAAAAUAUUUCAUACAAUUUGGGAGUUGCGAGGCCUGGUUUUAUAGAGUCAGUUAAGUAGUCAUGUAAGCAGUGAUAAAUUGAAUGUAUGAAUAUAAUUCAGGAGACCAC